GCUUGUUGGAGGCUCUAGGUGGUCAUGGUGACGACGUCUGGUGAAUCGAUGACGUGUGGCACACCGACUCGCCGGUCAACAGGCCAGCCGUCAGUCGAAUUUCCUAACCACAACAACACCAGAGUCAUUUCGAGAUCGACGCUCCAAACUACCGAACAACCACAUUGAAGAUUUGAAGACGAAAAUGGCAGAGAUCCUGAACGAAAUAAAGAAGAUCCCAAUCGUCACUAGAACCUUACUCGGACUAGCACUCUCAGUCACCGGCCCAGUCGCACUCGGAUUGGUAAACCCUUACUAUAUUCUCUUCUCAACAAGACAUAUCUUCAAAAAAUUCGAACUAUGGAGAAUCCUCACACCAUUCUUCUUCGCCGGGUCAGGAUUACAACUCCUAUUCGAUCUAUUUCUACUAUAUAGGAACUCAAUGGCACUAGAAACCCAAUCAUUUGCCGGUCGAACCGCUGAUUACGCUUGGACGAUAAUCUGCUUAAUGGUCGCUAUCAUCGGGACAAAUUACCCUCUAAAAUCUAUGAUCUUUUGGGGUCCUCUCAUGAGCGGCUUGGGAUUCAUGUGGUCCCAAAUCAACCCAGACUCUCUGGUAUCUCUCUUUGGCCUCCCGCCCUUCAAAGCAUCCUACUUUCCAUUUGCGAUGUUGGCUCUUGAUUACGUGCGAGGCGGGAUGCCACUGAUGAGCCAGUCACUCUCGGGCGUGGUAGCCGGGUACGGGAUCCACUACUUAAACAACGUCUAUCCGCCCUCAAACGGCGGACAGCGUCCCUGGUUCAUGUAUGCCCCCGCCUUUCUUACCCGGCUGCUCGAUGGAGCCCAACAGACUCCCGGUGGUGGAGGCCAACGGCUCGGCGCAGGCACCGCUUUCGCCGCACGCUCGCGCACUUGGGGUGGCCAGGCCCCCGUCAACCCGGCGGGAGGAACAACUCGUCAGGCGCCUACUACCACUCGGCACGCUUGGGGAACGGGCAACCGACUAGGCUAAGACUCUCCCCACCAAUCCUCUAGCCAUUUAUCCACAAAAGCUGCCACUGUUUAGAUUUCUCGACCCUCGUAUUCCUUAUCAAGAUUUAUCUUGGAGAUACCCCCCCCCCCCAUCAUCAUCAUCAAGUACAUAGUCAAAUCUGUCGGUCAUGUAGAUAAAUAAAAUUGCUUCAAGAAGAGGAAAGCAAAAGCCCCCCAAAAGCUGUACACAUUUUAUCUCCAAAGAUAAGACUUAUGUUGGUUAGUUAGGAGUAGAAAGGGAGUGAUGAUCUUAGAGCAAAAAUGUAAAGAUGUGGGAUGUAUACCUUAUAUGGACAUACAAGACAUCAUGAAAAGGGUUUGUUUUUCAG
Messenger RNA from Puccinia graminis f. sp. tritici CRL 75-36-700-3, 1340 nucleotides. RefSeq lists its product as uncharacterized. Bases 185 to 991 code for a protein of 268 amino acids. Gene Ontology annotation, biological process: endoplasmic reticulum unfolded protein response. The record is from RefSeq and is a predicted model, not a curated record. Gene Ontology annotation, molecular function: misfolded protein binding; ubiquitin-specific protease binding. Gene Ontology annotation, cellular component: Hrd1p ubiquitin ligase ERAD-L complex; endoplasmic reticulum membrane. The transcript is spliced from 6 exons. Lineage: Eukaryota; Fungi; Basidiomycota; Pucciniomycetes; Pucciniales; Pucciniaceae.